UCCGACUCAUUGCAUGGCAAUUGCCAGUUUGCCAACGAAGCUGGCGUGCCGCCGAUGUGUGAAGCAUCAUCCUGUCAUCAUCGCUUUGACGGGUAUGCCUCUUGAUAGACCUGCUUCUUGCUGUGGAAUGCUGGAAGUCAAACUUGCACCUAACCUCAUGUGCCAAGACGAAAUGAGUCCGUGCCCCAGUCCCUUAUGUUAUUUCGGUCGUUGGUCAACUAUCCUAUCUUCUCAAGACAGAAACUGGGCAAUUUAUUUGACCAGUCUGCUUGGUUUGACACAUCCAGCCUGUUUUAGUCUAGAAAAAAUCCAGGUUGUUGUCCUCACUCUUCUUGCUGCUUAAUACUCGCAUAAGGGCAAAAGCAGAACCCUCGAUCUCUUGGCAUUUGCAUUCACCAAGAAACUAUGAGCUGCUGCUUCCCACUGGGAACCAUGCUUUGGGUCCUAUGCGUCUUGCAGUUCAUGUUCCACAUGGCAGGUGGCUGCGCAAUCGAGGAGAGGAUUGCUCUUAUGCGCAUCAGAUCUUCGUUGGUGGAGGCAAACUCUGAAGUUCCUGCUUCUUGGGGACGGAGUGACGACUGCUGCUCCUGGGAAAGGGUCCGAUGCAACAACAGCACACGUGUGUCGGGUCUCAACCUCGACUCCGUGUACCAGAGAAAGGAUCAUACCAUUGUACCAGUUGGAGGUCCAUGCUGGAAUCUCAAUUUGACCAUAUUUUCCUCGUUUCAUGAGCUUCAGCAGCUGGAUUUAUUUUGGAAUUCCGCUUGUCUUCAUAAUUUUGAUGGCCUUCAAGGAUUGACUAUGCUUCGGUAUCUCAACCUCAGCAACAACAGAUUGAUCGAGAAUAAUAUCUUGGAAUCUCUUGGUAAAUUGGCUUCUCUUGAAGUCAUAAAUUUUGAGCGAACCGGUUUGAGCGGUGCUCUUCAGAAUAUUGCUUUCAGAAAUCUCAACAACUUGCGACAUUUGCGUCUAGGAUCCAACCGACUCGAUGGAAGCAUCCCAGCUUCCUUAUUUGAGCUUCCUCGCCUUCAAUUUUUGCAUCUUUCAGAAAAUCUCCUUCGAGGACAUAUACCGAAGAUAGACCACUCGACAAACCUUAAGAACUUACAACUACUGCAUUUGAGAACCAAUCAAUUGAGUGGAAGUAUCCCAACAUCCUUAUUUAAGCUUCUUCAGCUUCAAUCUUUGGAUCUUUCAGAAAAUCUCCUUCAAGGACAUAUACCGAAGAUGGACCUCACAGGAACCCUCAAAAACUUGCGAGAACUGUAUCUAGGAUCCAACCGACUGAAUGGUAGCAUCCCAACAUAUUUAUUUGAUCUUCCACGCCUCGAAUACUUGUAUCUUUCGGGAAAUCUCCUUGAAGGACAUAUACCUAUAAUCUCACCUUCGAAUCUUUGUUUAUCGCUUCAAACUCUCAAGUUAGCAGAAAAUAAUCUAAAUGGAAAGUUCGAUUUCUUUUGGCUACGAAACUGUGCCAUGCUACAGGAGGUAGAUCUAUCAAGGAAUGCUGAAUUAGAUAUUGAUGUGACGUUCCUUACAAGUGUGACUCCAUUUCAACUGAGAGCACUAAUGCUCUCUGGGUGUAACCUUGACAAUACAAUCAUUUCAGGACCAAAUUUAUUUGGCACACAACGUCAUCUGCAAUCCCUUGAUCUGUCCAACAACAACUUUUCAGGGAGCUUGCCCAACUGGAUGUUUACAAAUGAAGCGCCUUUGCUCUAUCUGGGUCUUGCACAUAACUCGCUAGUAGGAUCAUUGGAUCAUCUGAUGUGGCAGCAACAAUCAAAUCUCCGAAUGAUCAACAUAUCUAUGAACUAUUUCACAGGACAGCUUCCAAUGGACAUCAGCUCAGUAUUUCCGAAUCUGACAGUUCUCGAUGCUUCUGAUAAUAAUAUUUCUGGACAUUUACCACCAUCUCUGUGCAACAUUAACGACUUGGAAUUUGUGGAUCUAUCAAACAAUAAACUUACAGGAGAGGUGCCAUCUUGCUUGUUCACUGAGUGUGGGUCGCGGGAUUUCCUGAGGCUCUCGAACAACAAUCUGGGGGGUCCGAUACUUGGUGGGGCCAAUAAUAAGUCUAUUUGUGGAGGAACAAUAUAUCUUGAUAGCAACUAUUUUGAGGGACCAUUGCCUAACAAUUUAUCAGGUGAAGUGUCAAUCAUGGAUUUUCAUGAUAAUAAAUUGUCAGGUGAACUUGAUGUAUCAUUUUGGAAUAUUCCUUCAUUGGAAUUUCUUAGUGUUGCUAGCAACAGUUUAACUGGUCAAAUUUAUCCAACAAUCUGCAAAUUGACUAGUCUUAAGUAUUUGGAUAUAUCCAAUAACGACUUUGAAGGAUCUAUACCAAACUGCAGCAGUAAGUUAAUGUUGUAUUUUCUGAACAUGUCGAGCAAUACCCUCUCAGGAUUUCCUAGUUAUUUUUUCAAUAGCUCCAACGUUGAAGUUCUCGAUAUAAGGUAUAACCGGUUCAUGGGCAGUCUUGAUUGGAUACUACAUCUUUAUCAAAUAAAAUUGCUCUUGUUGGGCGGGAAUAUGUUUGAGGGGCAUAUCUCUGCAGAACUCUGUCAUCUCCAGUACUUGAAUAUUAUUGAUAUGUCGCAGAACAGACUUUCAGGUUCAUUGCCACCUUGCAUUGGUGCAAUCCCAUUUGGAUACCAUACAGAUGAUGAUGAUUUUUUGUCCAAUUAUUUCUACGAUGUGCCCUUUGAUGUGUCGCUUUCUAGUAUGGAUUUGCCGUUGUUUGACGCCAUUUAUGUCCUCCAAGGCUUCACCUUCUCCACUAAAGGGAACAUUUACACAUUUAGCCGUGGUUUCUACAAUCUCAUGUCCGGCAUUGACUUAUCGGCGAACAUGCUAUCAGGGGAGAUCCCUUGGGAGAUAGGGAAUCUGAGCCAUGUCAAGUCCCUCAAUCUAUCGCAUAAUUUCUUUAUCGGUCAAAUCCCAGCUACCAUUGCAAACAUGAGCGCUCUAGAAAGCCUGGACUUAUCCCAUAACGAAUUGGGCGGACCUAUACCAUGGCAACUGACUCAGAUGUCAUCUUUGGAGGUGUUCUCUGUGGCCUACAACAACUUGUCAGGGUGCAUACCAAACUCCGGCCAGUUUAGCUCGUUCAACAUGGAGAGCUACCUGGGCAACACAAACCUUCAGAAUUCGUCACAGGAGAACCAGUGUUCUCCUGAUCUGGGCCCUAUGGAAGUAGAAGAUGUGGGCGAGGCAUCUGAUGAUCCGGUCCUUUAUAUUAUCUGUGCCGCCUCAUUCGUAUUGGCAUUCUGGGCAACUGUUGUGUUCUUGUUCUGCCUUCCAUUUGGACAGCGUGUGAUGCUUCAGCUAUAGUUCAUCACAACUGUUGUUGUGCAGGUGCAACCAAUGUUUUUCUUUUUAUUCUAGUUAUGUGUAGCGAUAAAGCCAAGUUUUCUUACGUUUUGAAUCUCUCCAUCACAUUGUACCCUUUUAACUUCUGUUCUAAGAUGAAUGUAUCGGACCGUACAAUUCAACA
Molecule: messenger RNA, 3493 nt
Organism: Panicum virgatum (switchgrass)
Lineage: Eukaryota; Viridiplantae; Streptophyta; Magnoliopsida; Poales; Poaceae
Product: receptor-like protein 1
Exons: 5
Coding region: 406-3330 (974 amino acids)
Molecular function (GO): protein binding
Source: RefSeq, a predicted model, not a curated record